Bactrocera dorsalis (oriental fruit fly) is the source of this 908-nucleotide messenger RNA. RefSeq names its product pyrimidodiazepine synthase. The record is from RefSeq and is a predicted model, not a curated record. Bases 88 to 828 code for a protein of 246 amino acids. Lineage: Eukaryota; Metazoa; Arthropoda; Insecta; Diptera; Tephritidae. Gene Ontology annotation, molecular function: glutathione transferase activity; glutathione dehydrogenase (ascorbate) activity. Gene Ontology annotation, biological process: glutathione metabolic process. The transcript is spliced from 3 exons. Gene Ontology annotation, cellular component: cytoplasm.
UUGAUCAGUUGCGGACUUAACAAUAACGCGAACUUUCUAAAAUUAAUAAUCAUUUCCCAAACAAGUUAUAACUUAAUAAAAUAUAAAAUGAGUGGUGGCAGACAUUUAACGAAAGGCUCACCGAAACCCGCAUUAUCUGACGAUGGCGUUCUUCGCUUGUUUUCCAUGCGAUUUUGUCCCUAUGCUCAUCGUGCUCACUUAGUGCUAAACGCCAAAAACAUACCAUAUCACACUAUAUUUAUCAAUCUUACCGAGAAACCAGAAUGGCUUACGGAAUUCAGUCCACUGGGAAAAGUGCCCGCAUUACAGUUACCCAAAGAGGAAGGCAAUCCAUCCUUAAUUGAGUCGGUAAUAAUUGCUGAAUAUCUGGACGAGAAAUAUCCGGAAGUACCACUUUUCCCCAAAGACCCACUAAAGAAAGCACAAGAUAAGAUACUUAUCGAGAGAUUCAGCUCGGUGACUAGUGCAACGUUCAAAGUGUUUCACGCUGAUACUGAAGCGGCACCCGAUUCGCUAACUGAAAUCUCUAAAGGUUUAGAUAUUUUCGAGAAGGAGUUGAGCGCACGUGGUACACCUUACUUUGGUGGCGACAAACCCGGCAUGUUGGACUAUAUGAUUUGGCCAUGGUUCGAGCGUACGGCAAUGUUGAAAUACUUGCUGCCGGAGAAAUAUCAAUUGGAUAAAAAACGCUUCAGCAAAUUGGUUGCAUGGCGUGAUUUGAUGGUAAACGAUCCAGCAGUGAAAGGUCAUUAUUUGGAUGGUGAAACUUAUGCCAAAUUUGCGAAAGCGCGCCGGGAAAAUGUUCACGAUUUUGAUAUGCUUGUGUAGGCCUCAUCAUUGAAUGAAUGAAAUACUGAUAAUACAUGAAAGUCAAAGAUAUUAUCAAUAAAUUUAUUUCUUGUAACCUA